GCUGCGUGAAAACUGCGCACCAGCAGACGCCACAUGGUCAUGGAACGAGAGCGGCCACUACAGCAACGAGCACCAUCCGACGAGUGCACCUCACCACCAUCGCAGGACACGUGGCCUCCACAGCAGCAGCAGAACCUGAUGGAGAGUACGGCCCAAAUCAACCGAGUAGCCGUGCAGCUAGGAGAGUUCACGCCGGAGGACCCUGAACUCUUCUUCGGCAUCGCCGAUCGCAGUUUUCACGCAGCCGGGAUCACUUCCGAAUCAACAAAAUUCGGCCACAUCUGCGGGAAGCUCUCCAGGUCAAGGUACGCCACCGACGUGAGGGAUAUCAUCCUGAACCCUCCGGCGGACAACCCCUACACAUAUUUAAAAACGGAGCUCAUAAAGCGCCUGAGCUCCUCCCAGGAGGAGAAGACGAGGAAGCUCCUAGAAGGCGCAGAAAUGGGAGACAUGAAACCGUCUCAGUUUCUGCGCCACCGAAAAAACCUGGCGGGACCCAACUUCCCGGACGAUGCUCUCCGGACACUGUGGGUCACGCGCCUUCCGGCCGACGUCCAGGUGUUAUUGGCCACCCAGCGCAAGGCCUCCCUCGACGACGCUGCAGAUCUGGCCGACAAGACCAUCCAGAUCCUGAGACCAAGGAUCCCACCUGCUGCUCCACAGGUCGCUGAGGCAGCGGCGCACAGCAUUGAGGCGCUCCUGAGCCUCAAGCUGUCCCAGUUGGCCCUCAACCUCAAGGAACAAUUCGGCGACUUACGCUCUGAAAUCGAGAGCCUGAAGCGGUCGAGCAGAGGAGACGGAGGAUCCCCCCGCGGCCGCAACUUCAGGCGAGAGAGGUCCAGGUCGCGCUCCACGCACCGGCAGCACGGAACCGACCGCAUCUGUUGGUACCAUCGGCGCUUCGGACCUGAGGCUAAAAUGUGCACACGACCGUGCAAUUUCACCGCUCAGGGAAACGGACCGAGCAGUCACUAA
Messenger RNA from Diachasmimorpha longicaudata, 975 nucleotides. RefSeq lists its product as uncharacterized. The coding region runs from base 34 to 975 and encodes 313 amino acids. Lineage: Eukaryota; Metazoa; Arthropoda; Insecta; Hymenoptera; Braconidae. The record is from RefSeq and is a predicted model, not a curated record. The transcript is spliced from 2 exons.